Xenopus laevis (African clawed frog) is the source of this 5993-nucleotide messenger RNA. It is a transcript of the gene plekhg4bl.S, whose product is annotated as pleckstrin homology domain-containing family G member 4B-like. The transcript is spliced from 20 exons. Bases 1354 to 5859 code for a protein of 1501 amino acids. The record is from RefSeq and is a predicted model, not a curated record. NCBI's taxonomy places the organism in Eukaryota, Metazoa, Chordata, Amphibia, Anura, Pipidae.
CCCCCUGGGGCAGGGUUUGCUUUUUCUGUAUUUACUCCCCUGCUUUUAAGUUCUGCAGAUAGUACCUGCAAAGUUACAAUAUAUAUAAUAUUCUGUUAGUAAAAUUCAUUCUCUGGCAGCUUGGGAGCCCCAGGUUGGUAGGGGGUACAUUAUUUUUAUAGUACACAAGUUUUAGUGAGUCUGGUGGCUCAAAUAGCAUCACUGAACAAGUUUAUAAGAAUAUGUUUUACAGAUAUUCGUUGCUUUUGUUUAUUAUGAAUGGAUAGUCCAUGAGCUUUCCAGAGGAGCUUGCAGUCUAAUUUCUCUGCCACAAGCAAAAAUACCAGGAUCAGUUUCACCAUCAGCAAAUUAACUUGCUAGUAUGUUUUUGAACUAUGGUGCAGAUUAUAAAAAGAUUAUACAAACUGUCUGCAAAAUGGCAGACAAGGCAUUUUGUCCAAAGCCCUCUGGCAGAAAGUAGCAGUGGACAAAUCAUUUUUAUCUCUUUCUUAUUCCAUGCACUUUACUUGCACUAAACUUUUUGUAUGCACAGAAAGAACCAGAGCACUGGAUUCUAAGAGGCUGGCUAUCCGCUCCCAUUCCCUGGCACAGGCACUAUACUACAGUAGCUGAGGUUUUGGGCUGGGAGGGGUGGAUGAAUGGGUUCGAGGGGUCUCAGCAGGUGACUGUUGAUACAACUGUUAGUUUCCGAUCAGUGGAAGCAAGGAGUGGGGGAAGGGGGUUUCUAUUAAAGUCUGACAGACUCUGACACCAGGCUAUGUCUCUACAUUCCUCUGUCUUUAGUAAGGCUAAAUUCGGAAACCUGCUCUCCAAUCACAUCAAUGGAAGGGUAAUGCAGGGAGGGAGGAGUACUGCUAAGGGAGGCUAGUAGUGACUGAAGGUGCUUGGGGGUCUUCUGUUCUAUUCUUAUUUCUGAUAGGCACAGCUCAUCAGACCCAAAAAAUUCAACACGAUCAACGGCCGUAAGCAAGAAAUCUCAUCAGAUGUCAGAAUGAGACCACGGAACCCACAUUUCUUUUCCUAGAAGUCCAACAGCAGGAGGUUCUGUAAAUCCCUAUGUGAACACAGUCAUGCAACUUUGUAGGAGAGUGAUAACGAGAUUCUCUCUAAUGGAUUAUUUACUUUUGAGCUUCUAACUAAAUAUCCAACUGCCUUCUCCAGAUGUCACCUCUUAUUACAAGAGAUAUGUGCUGAGCUAAACAUCAUCUGUAACCCUGUCUCUGGCUGCUGAUUGAUUGGGUCUUAUAGGGACACAAGGUACACUACACUGUGGUGGUAAAGUAACAGGUGUCUUGAAAAAUUCACCUCUUCCAAAGCUACCCAGUAGAACAGAAGCUGCCACAGCAAGUGUGCAUGCCUGCUUAUCUACCAUCCAUUCCAGUGCCUUAUGGAAAUGCCAACUGCAGCAGGACAGUAGGCACGAGAGAAAGGUCUAUGCAGAACAAGAACAUUCAUUCUGUUAGAUUUAUAGACAACCUGGACCAUGCACAGACCAUAGAGCAGAUCAGUGGUCUGAUGAAACCAAGUUUAGAGGAUGUGUCUCACCAGGAGAUAGAAGGAGACUAUGUGGACCUUUUAGACAUAGCUGCUUCGGCAGAGCACAUCUACUCAUCUUGCCCGCCUGAGAUGGGGGAUCCCCCUGUCGCUAAUGGAGAUUCUGUUUUAAGUAUUACUACAAAUAAUAAUAAAAAGUGGAUCUGUGGCCGAGUUCUGACGAGCAAGGAAGGAGCUUGCACCCCUUGUUUAAGAAGAAGGUUUAACAAAGGCUUGGAUGCUCAGGAGACAAAGUGCCAUUUUCGACAGUCAUACCUUGCUGCUUUAAAAAAUCCAGUUAGUUUUAGUUCUGUACCCAUGGCGAACAUUUUGGAAGAUCCAUUGAGCAGAGCACAGCUAUCCACCACAUUUGCUGCUUUGGAAAGUCCUCUCUGCUCAAGACGCAAGAAUCAGGCCCACUUGCCCUCCAACAAGUUGUUGCCAGGAAAAGCAGAAACUAAUAGAACUGGAGACAUGUCUAGUCAGAGCACUUCAAGAAAUCCCAAGCCCAACACCACACCUGGUUUAGAACCUUCUCCAUCUCUUGUACACAGACUUUCAUUUCUAAGAGGUCAACGGAGUUGCUCAUCACCAGGAGAUGGAAUUGCCAUGGAUGCCAAUGCCAACCAAUAUGGUGGCACCUGGAGGAGAGUGUCUGCUGUUUGUUCCCCCCGCCUUAGCAGGAGUAAAUUCUGUGGAAAAGCAACUGCAGCCAAUGGCAACUCUGGUCUUGAGGUGACUUCCACGGUUCAGAAGGUGCCUUCCAAAGCUGGACUGUGGGUGUCCAUAGUAGGAUCUCCUGUAAAAGUCAUUGUUCCCUCUGAGAAUAUCCAAGACCCUCCCAUCCAGUGCCAAGAUCUGAGCGCUAAACUUUUAUAUUCAGGAAUUGCAUGUCUUCCAGGGAGCCGUGACAAGCUGGGCAGGGCCGUCAUCCAGGUGACCACUGACAGUACAUCUUGGGAUGCUCCUUGGUGCUCGACAAGGGAAGUGGCACGCCUCCUGCUCUACCUCUGUUCUAUUUCCAGGAAAGAAGUGAAAGACCUUGGAAUGCUGAUUCUGGUGGAUGCCAGGAAACAAGCCCCAUCGCCGUGCCUGCAUGCUGCUCUACACUCAGUACAGGCUUCUUUCCCUGGAUCCAUUCAAAGCAUUUUAAUCCUAUUGGAAAAGGAGACGGCUUCCCAGCUGGAUAAAAUUCCCGGGCUGCAGGUGGAGGUCUUGACAUCGCCAAAGGCUUUGAGCCGGUACGUGGAGAUUGGGCAACUGACCUGGGACCUAGGAGGUACCUUCCCAUACUGUCACAGCGAGUGGGUCCAGUUUUACCAGAAGCUGGACGCAUUCCUGUCAGACCUGAGGAAGGCCUCCGACUUGCUACAAAACUCCAUCCAGGAGCUGGGAGAGGGCAGUUCCCCACAAGACUCCCGGGAAGUGGAGGAGAAGAUGGCACAGCACAGAGAUCUCAUGAAAGUGGUUCUAAGUGAUUCCCACUUGGUAUCCCUGCAGCGGGAAGGAGGGACAACCUUGGCCAGACUCCGCAAGGAGGCCAUGCGCUUCUGCUGCUCUCAGGAUGUCAGGAGUGCAGUGGAGGCAGCUGUGCAUUUGUACAAUCAGUUGGAGGAGCAGGUGCAUGCUCUAGUGACCAAGUCCAACCGAAGGCUGGAACUCCUGGAGUCACUGUUGAAAAUUCGAGAGCUAGAGAGUCAGUUUAACCAGCUGAGUUCCUGGAUGGAUGGGGAUGGAGAGAAUCAGUUGCAUGAGAUGGACACCAUGGAGUGGUCCUUGGACAUCCUCGAGCAAUAUCGCAAGAAGUUCAAGGACUUCUUCCUCCAAGCAACGGUGCAUUAUAACCAUGGGUUGGUACUUCUGGAUGAUGCCAAUAAAUUCAGUAGGUCUCACUUCCCAGAGAUGGAAUCAUUUAAGGUGGCACGAAGCAGCUUCCAGGCUAGACUCACCAGCUUUUACAUGUGUGUAGAGAGGCAGAAGGAGGAGCUGGAGAAACUUAUGAAUCUCUACAAGUUUUGUGAUAAGAUAUCUCAGCUGACUGUGAGCUGCAGCCGUUACUUGGGACAGCUAAAGAAGUCAGAGCAGAAGCUAUGCCUUCCAGAGACCCGACAGUGCCUGGAAAGUUACCUGCUGCGCCUGACCGAUGAACUGUCGGCUGAUAAAUUCCAGGAAAUGAAAGAGGAGUCGUACUCGCUCAGCAGCAGCAGAGGAUUAACAGUAUGGAACGAGACAUGGCUGAGGUGCCAGGAGUCCAGGCAACUCCUAGAGGAGACUUUGGAGAAAUGUAAAGAAGAGCAGAGGACAGACAUAGCAGGCUGGCAUAAAGAUACUUCUGGGAGCUCAAAUUUAAAAAAACAAAGUGAAAAUACUCCAGCAGGUAUUUCCAAUGAAGUGUUACCAAAAAAUCGAAGGGGAGAAGAAGAAUUCAGGCCCAGGGGCAGCACGAGAACAGCUGAAACUACUGUGAUAAACUGCUGUAGCUUUGGUCUCCACGCUGGUUCUGUAGGGCUGUUCUUGAAGGCAUCCAGGAGUAAUCGGAAUAGGAGACCAGCAAGAGAACCAGUCACUUCAAAGGGAUGUUCUACCAAUGAAGAAUCUAGGAGUAGCAGUGAUGCAGACCCAGAGCACACAGAGCUCAUGGUUCAAAACUCCAACAAUGAAGCUUUGGAGAUUCUCCAUUCUCCAACCCCAACUCUGUCUCGGAAAACCCCAGUACAGUCACUAUGUGCCUCCAAGGAAGACCAUUUAGGAUGGCUAGCACUUGGCAGAUUUCUGAGUGAUGACACAAGCACUAUUUCAAGAGGGGAUAGUGGUAGAGCAAUUAUGCAACCAGGGAGGCGCUGCCCUCUCUCCAGACAUGCCAGCUUCUCCACAGGGGACUCAGGCUCCCAGUAUUCCUCAGAAAGCUCUUCUCUCAUAUCCCCCUUGCUAGCAAUGGAGCCACUGACUCCCCGUAUGCCUUGGACAAGAGGAACCAUAAGCGAAUCAUCACAGGAAAGUGACUGGUCUAUGAAAGCCAACUUUGCAAAGAUGCACAAGAUUAUGGAGGAGCUCCUUACUACUGAAAGAGAUUAUGUUUGUUCCCUGGGGUAUGUCCUGUCUCACUACCUGAGUGAAAUGGACCGUCCAGAUGUCCCACCGACACUGCGUGGUCAGCAUGCUGCCAUCUUUGGUAACCUGGAGAAACUCUAUGAGUUCCAUAGUCAUGUUUUUCUACAGGAACUGACUAGCUGCAGAAGAGAGCCCAGUCUUGUUGGAGGCUGCUUCCUUAAACAUAAAGAUCAGUUUGGGCUUUAUGCAUUUUACAGCAAGAACAAGCCCCAGUCAGACAGACUCUUACAGGACUACGGAGCAGCAUUCUUUAAGAGGAAGCAGCAGGAACUGAACGACAAGAUGGACCUCUCUUCUUACCUAUUAAAACCUAUUCAACGCAUUAGCAAAUAUAGCCUACUCCUGCAGGACCUAGAAUGGGAGCUGAAGGGACAGAGCACUAGACAAGCUGAGCUGCAGGCUGCUCGUGAAGUUGUACAUUUUCAACUACGGCACGGUAAUGACCUCCUUGCCAUGGACGCUAUUCAGGACUGUGAUGUGAACUUGAAGGAGCAGGGCCGACUCCUGCGUCAGGGGGAAUUCAUGAUUUCCUACAAGAAAAAGAAAUGUUGUAGGAGAGUCUUCCUCUUCGAGGAUCUCAUUCUUUUCAGCAAAGCCAAGAAGUCUUCAUCGGGUAUUGAAGUCUACAUGUACAAACAGUCAUUCAAGACUUCAGAGAUUGGCCUAACUCAUAGUUUGGGGGGCAGCGGGCUCUGCUUUGAGAUCUGGUUCCGAAGAAGGAAAUUGGAGGACACGUACACACUGCAGGCACUCUCAGCAGAAGUCAAGGAGGCCUGGACAGGGGAUUUGCAGAAGAUCCUUUGGGACCAAGCCAUAAAGAACCGAGACGACAAUCUUCGAUCAUCUCCUGUGGUCACUUUGCCAUUUCCAACAUCUCCUGCCCCUCUGCGCUCCAUGUCAGUCGGUUCCCGGAGCAGUGCUGUAUCCCUGGGUGGUUGUUCCUCCACCUCCUCUGGCCGAGGCUCACUCAGCCCCCAUCAUUGCUGCCCUAGCUCAGAGCCCUCGUGGAGGUCUUAUAAAACUGAGUCUCCACAGGAGAGGGAGGCUGGAGUGUUCUUAACCGCUAGCUCUGGUUCAUCAGAAGGAAGCGUCAGCGGCUUGAGCUCUUCAGUUCCAAAUCACUUUCCACUGGGUCAUAAGAACACGUGUUACCCGUCGGACUGCUGGCGCCCCCUGCACACUACAGAGAAGCCCCCUGGAAACAACAUCCCUUAAGGGCUGUAAACCUGUAGAAAAGCCUUUUCAGAAACACACAUGGACUCCAUAUCUAAAGCAGCUGGGCUGAUAUAUUUGCGAGACACUGAAUUUUAAAUAUGUAAAUAAAUUAAUAUGAUGCAUUUUAUUUGAAA